Molecule: messenger RNA, 775 nt
Organism: Arachis ipaensis
Lineage: Eukaryota; Viridiplantae; Streptophyta; Magnoliopsida; Fabales; Fabaceae
Source: RefSeq, a predicted model, not a curated record
CACUGAAGAGUCCAUAAGGAGAUACGUGAGAUGUCAGAUUUUCUGUCUGUUAGGGUCGACUCUAUUCACAGAUAAGUCGACCGCAUAUGCCCAUGCGAAGUAUCUACCAUUGCUUCGCGAUUUCGAGCGGAUCCAUACUUAUAGUUGGGGUUCAGCAUGUCUGGCUCAUCUUUACCGAGCACUAUGCCGUGCAUCACGAUAUGAUACGAAGGAGAUGGAUGGUCCUCUUAACCUGUUGUUUGUUUGGGCAUGGGAGCGAAUGCCGUGUAUUUCACCCGCACCGAGGCAUAUCCUUCCACCUGCUGAGAUACCAGUUGCCAUGAGGUGGAGUCAUGCGGAUCGGAGUACAGCGUGGUUGGAGAAGACUGUUGUGACAUUUAGGGUUGAUAUAGACUACAUGCAGGAGUUUGAGUGGCGGCCGUACCAGGGAAUGAACAUUCCCGUCGAGUUACACAGACAUCUUGAUGUGUGUGAUAUCGUUGCUCCGUUGUUGUCGUUUGAGUGUAUCGAGUGGCACCCUGCGGAUCGAGUGAUGCGUCAGUUUGGGUUCUUACAGCCCCCACCGCGAGCACCUAGGGACAUUCCACUAGAGCAGCAUUGCAUGGCUCUUCGCGGAGUGCAGCUUUAUGACUGGACAGUUUUGCUUGGGGAUUGGAUAGUGGAGUGGGGCAACAGGCGAAACACUCGUAUGCGGGAUCUACACCCCCUUCCGACAUGGGACUUCAUACCGACCCCGGAGUAUCGGGAUUCCCCUCCACUAAAGCAAAAGCAAUAG